Oryza sativa Japonica Group (Japanese rice) is the source of this 3095-nucleotide messenger RNA. RefSeq names its product putative cellulose synthase A catalytic subunit 11 [UDP-forming]. Gene Ontology annotation, cellular component: trans-Golgi network; plasma membrane. Lineage: Eukaryota; Viridiplantae; Streptophyta; Magnoliopsida; Poales; Poaceae. Gene Ontology annotation, biological process: cellulose biosynthetic process; plant-type primary cell wall biogenesis. The record is from RefSeq and is a predicted model, not a curated record. Gene Ontology annotation, molecular function: cellulose synthase (UDP-forming) activity.
AGGAAGUUAUUAAUACGGCAUUUUGUCACGUCUAGUUGGAUAGUUAAAACAUAACCACUAUAUAUGAUUUAGCCAUUUAGGGUUGGAUUGGGUUUGACACCACGGUACAGUUAUACAGAUACCAUUUUUAAGAGAGUUUUGUCUGGUCUUAGACUCUUAGUAGCAUCCAAACUUACGCUAUUGAGAUGACUUUGUAGAUAGAGUAAAAACUGAAUCAAGUGUUUUGCUGAAUUGUGUUACCUGUUAGCUCCGAGAUGGAUGGAGAGAGCCCAGAGAUAAUGCCUGUAGAAUGCCCUGAUCCUGAGCCUGCAUCUUCAGAAAGUGGUGAUGACCAUGACAUACCUGAGCCUCUCAGCAGCAGGCUGUCCGUACCGUCCGGCGAGCUCAACCUGUACCGCGCCGCCGUCGCGCUCCGGCUCGUCCUCCUCGCCGCCUUCUUCCGCUACCGCGUCACCCGCCCCGUCGCCGACGCCCACGCGCUGUGGGUGACGUCCGUCGCGUGCGAGCUCUGGCUCGCCGCGUCAUGGCUGAUCGCCCAGCUCCCGAAGCUCUCCCCGGCCAACCGCGUCACGUACCUCGACAGGCUGGCCUCAAGGUACGAGAAGGGCGGGGAGGCGUCGCGGCUGGCGGGCGUGGACGUGUUCGUCGCCGCGGCGGACGCGGCGAGGGAGCCCCCGCUGGCGACGGCGAACACCGUGCUGUCGGUGCUCGCGGCGGACUACCCGGCGGGCGGCGUCGCCUGCUACGUCCACGACGACGGCGCCGACAUGCUGGUGUUCGAGUCGCUCUUCGAGGCGGCGGGCUUCGCGAGGCGGUGGAUCCCCUUCUGCCGCCGCCACGGCGUGGAGCCGAGGGCCCCCGAGCUCUACUUCGCCCGCGGCGUCGACUACCUCCGCGACCGGGCCGCGCCGUCCUUCGUCAAGGACCGCCGUGCCAUGAAGAGGGAGUACGAGGAAUUCAAGGUGAGGAUGAACCACCUCGCCGCGAGGGCGCGCAAGGUGCCGGAGGAAGGAUGGAUCAUGUCGGACGGCACGCCGUGGCCGGGGAACAACUCGCGGGAUCACCCUGCCAUGAUUCAGGUGCUCCUGGGUCACCCCGGCGACCGCGACGUCGACGGCGGCGAGCUCCCGCGUCUCUUCUACGUGUCGCGGGAGAAGCGACCGGGUUUCCGGCACCACGGCAAAGCCGGCGCCAUGAACGCGCUGCUCAGGGUAUCCGCCGUGCUUACCAAUGGCGCCUACGUCCUCAACCUGGACUGCGACCACUGCGUCAACAACAGCAGCGCGCUGAGAGAGGCGAUGUGCUUUAUGAUGGACCCGGUCGCCGGGAACAGGACGUGCUUCGUCCAGUUCGCACUGCGCGACAGCGGCGGCGGCGACUCCGUCUUCUUCGAUAUCGAGAUGAAAUGCCUCGAUGGCAUCCAGGGCCCGGUGUACGUCGGUUCCGGUUGCUGCUUCAGCCGGAAGGCGCUGUACGGGUUCGAGCCCGCGGCGGCGGCUGACGACGGCGACGACAUGGAUACGGCGGCGGACUGGAGGAGGAUGUGCUGCUUCGGGAGGGGGAAGAGGAUGAACGCGAUGAGGAGGUCCAUGUCCGCCGUGCCGUUGCUGGACUCGGAGGAUGACUCCGACGAACAGGAGGAGGAGGAGGCGGCGGGGAGGAGGAGGAGGCUGCGCGCGUACCGCGCCGCGCUGGAGCGCCACUUCGGCCAGUCUCCCGCGUUCAUCGCCUCGGCGUUCGAGGAGCAAGGGCGGCGACGCGGCGGCGACGGUGGCUCGCCUGACGCGACCGUGGCGCCAGCGCGAUCUCUCCUCAAGGAGGCCAUCCAUGUCGUCAGCUGCGCGUUCGAGGAGAGGACGAGAUGGGGCAAAGAGAUUGGAUGGAUGUACGGCGGCGGUGUCGCGACGGGGUUCCGGAUGCACGCGCGCGGGUGGUCGUCGGCGUACUGCUCGCCGGCGAGGCCGGCGUUCAGGCGGUACGCGCGCGCCAGCCCCGCGGACGUCCUCGCGGGGGCGUCGCGGCGAGCGGUGGCGGCCAUGGGGAUCCUGCUGAGCCGGCGGCACAGCCCCGUCUGGGCUGGCCGCCGCCUCGGGCUCCUGCAGCGGCUGGGCUACGUGGCCCGCGCCUCCUACCCGCUCGCCUCCCUCCCGCUCACCGUCUACUGCGCGCUCCCGGCCGUCUGCCUCCUCACCGGCAAGUCCACGUUCCCCAGCGACGUGAGCUACUACGACGGCGUCCUCCUCAUCCUGCUGCUCUUCUCCGUGGCCGCGUCGGUCGCGCUCGAGCUGAGGUGGAGCCGCGUGCCACUGCGGGCGUGGUGGCGAGACGAGAAGCUCUGGAUGGUCACCGCCACAUCGGCGAGCCUCGCCGCCGUGUUCCAGGGCAUCCUCAGCGCGUGCACCGGGAUCGACGUCGCCUUCUCCACGGAGACGGCAGCUUCGCCACCCAAGCGACCGGCGGCAGGAAACGAUGACGGGGAAGAGGAGGCAGCAUUGGCAUCGGAGAUUACGAUGCGGUGGACGAACCUGUUGGUGGCGCCGACGAGCGUGGUGGUGGCGAACCUCGCCGGGGUGGUGGCGGCGGUGGCGUACGGGGUGGACCACGGGUACUACCAGUCGUGGGGCGCGCUCGGCGCGAAGCUGGCGCUCGCCGGGUGGGUGGUGGCGCACCUUCAGGGAUUCCUCCGGGGGCUCCUGGCGCCGCGAGACCGGGCGCCGCCGACCAUCGCCGUGCUCUGGUCGGUGGUCUUCGUCUCCGUGGCGUCGCUGCUCUGGGUCCACGCCGCGUCCUUCUCGGCGCCGACGGCGGCGCCCACGACGGAGCAACCGAUCCUGUGAGAAUCACGGGAGUUGGGAGGGAUUGUAGGGCUGGGCCGUGCCGGGCCGAACCAGGGCUUUCCUCUUAACGAUGAUUAUUAUGUUGGAAUAAGUUCAUCUGAGGUCCCUUAACUUGUCAACGAAUUCGAUUUUUGUCCUUCAACCGAAAAACCAGAUACAAUGCAUCCCUUAACUAUCAAAAGUGGUGCAGAUGAGGUCCCUCGAUGGUUUUGACGGUGGUUUUGGCUGAUGUGGCACCUACGUGGCCGGUUUGACUCG